AUGGCUGCAGCAAGUGGCAUUUGUGUAGGAUUCUUGGUCUUGGUUUUGUGCCUUAGCCAUGGCUCAUGGUUAGGAUCUGCGCGUUUAGUCGUCUCAGACGACUUCAUAAUAUCCCAGUCUAAAAUGCAACUUGGUGAAGAAUCUAACCAAGAUGCAAUUGAACCUAUCCCACCGAACAGCUUGCCGGGUACUGAAGCAGUUGAUGAAAAUAACAUUAAUAAUCAACCGUUAGAAGUUGUACAUGAUUCUGCUUCGCCUAUUUUGAUUAGCGGCAUUGAUCAAAGUGAUUGUGUUCGUCCUUUCGGUCGAGUUGUGAUUCCAGGCUCUCGUAUUCCGUGGGGGCAGGCACCGUCUUACUCUCCGGUCCAGCCUUAUCCUUACAGUCCCCAACCGGGAUACCAACCUAACCCCGCAUGUCAACCAGCGUGUGCUCCUAGUUCUUGGUUUCCUCCCCAACCCCAACCGCAACCGCAACCCCAACCCCAACCUAACCCCGCAUGUCAACCAGCCUGCGCUCCUAGUUCAUGGUACCCUCCCCAACCGACCCCUGAAUGCCAACCUGCAUGCCAACCGACCCCUGAAUGCCAACCUGCAUGCCAACCAGCCUGCGCUCCCGCUCAUUCGUGGUACCCUCCCCAAACUAACCCGGGAUGUGAACCGAGCUCGUCUCCAUAUCCUAACCCUGAAUGUCAACCCGCCUAUGCUCCAUCUCCUUCACCUUAUUCACCCCAACCAAACCCUGAAUGUCAACCGGCUCAGACUAACCCCGGGUGUCAACCAGCCCAGACUAACCCUGGGUGCCAACCAGCUCAGACUAACCCCGGGUGCGAACCGGCUCAGACUAACCCCGGGUGUGUUAACCCUGGAUGUCAACCAAUGAACUAUCCUCCCCAGACUAACCCCGGGUGUGUAACUCCUGGAUGUCAACCAAUGAACUAUCCUCCCCAGACUAACCCCGGGUGUGUUACUCCUGGAUGUCAACCAGCCUACCCUCCUCAAAUGGAACCGAGCAAUCCUCCACUGCCUGCAUCCUUCUAUCCUCCUCGACAUGAACCAUAUGAUCCUUUUGGCCCUCGACUUGACGAACAAACCUCACUAGAACAAGAGAAUAGUGGAAGUCCCCAGUCAAGUGAGGUUGAGAUAGUAGCCGCUGAUAAAGUCGAGGAGGGUCUGCCCCUAACUGAACAAAACUAA
Messenger RNA from Helianthus annuus (common sunflower), 1194 nucleotides. Its product is annotated as vegetative cell wall protein gp1-like. The transcript has a single exon. The record is from RefSeq and is a predicted model, not a curated record. The coding region runs from base 1 to 1194 and encodes 397 amino acids. Lineage: Eukaryota; Viridiplantae; Streptophyta; Magnoliopsida; Asterales; Asteraceae.